Molecule: messenger RNA, 5175 nt
Organism: Pantherophis guttatus
Lineage: Eukaryota; Metazoa; Chordata; Lepidosauria; Squamata; Colubridae
Gene: TPRA1
Product: transmembrane protein adipocyte associated 1
Biological process (GO): G protein-coupled receptor signaling pathway
Cellular component (GO): plasma membrane
Molecular function (GO): G protein-coupled receptor activity
Source: RefSeq, a predicted model, not a curated record
UCCGCGCGCCGCUCGUCAUCCUGGCUGGGAGGCUCGAUGGCGCUGCGCCUUCUUUCCACUGCGGGCGCCUGUCUUGUGAGCCACGGCAGGAAGUGGAUGGGUCGCCCGGCCGCGGCUUCGCUGCUUUAGCUCCGGCCGGCUUGUCAACGACGCUCCUCCUCCGGGACAGCCUUCCACCCAUCCCUCCCUCCCAUAUUCUGGACCUGGGACCUGGGACGGAGCCUUUGCUGUGGCUGCAGGAUGGUCGGUGGAGAGCCCCGGGCAUGAGCCAGAGAGCCAGCGCCAGCGAAAGCGGGACAGGCCGCCUCCUCCUCCUUCUCCUCCUCCUCCCUCGGGCUGCGAGCGAAGAUAACAAGGGAGCUGCGGAGGGCGAGCGUGGCUGACGGCCGGAGGAGAAACGAAGAGCGAAAGGCCAGAACGGUGGCAGAAUGUCAGCAUUGGUGACAUCAGUACCAUUAUCUGAGGAGGAUAAUGCCACUUACUCAUCUGCUCCCACGGCAGUGACAACAGCUAACAUCCUGACAACACCUUUGUUUUUAAAUGCUACCAACAGUACUGUGCCACACAAAUGCUUGGUGCUGUUAUAUGAGGACAUAGGCACAUCCAGAGUUCGUUACUGGGACCUUAUGCUAUUGGUUCCCAAUGUACUUUUCUUUGCAUUUCUCCUCUGGAAACUGCCUUCUGCCAGGGCCAAAAUCCAUGCUACUUCCAGCCCCAUUUUUACCACAUUCUACAUACUGGUGUUUGUGGUUGCUGUGGUUGGGAUUGCUCGGGCUGUUGUCUCCAUGACAGUCAGUGCUUCUACUGCUGCUACGGUCACUGACAAGAUCCUGUGGGAAAUUACAAGAUUCUUCCUUCUGGCCAUCGAGCUGAGCAUGGUGAUUUUGGGCCUUGCAUUUGGUCACCUGGAGAGCAAAUCCAGUGUCAAGCGUGUCCUGGCUAUCACCACUGUUCUGUCGUUGGCCUACUCGGUGACACAGGGAACUCUGGAAAUCCGUUAUCCCGAUGCUCAACUCUCAGCAGAAGAUUUUAAUAUUUAUAGCCACGGAGGAAGGCAUUUCUGGCUUGCCAGCUCUAGUUUCUUCUUUCUGGUUUAUUCCUUUGUGGUGAUGCUUCCCAAAACUCCCUUGAAGGAUCGUAUUUCUCUGCCAUCAAGGAAGAGUUUCUAUAUCUAUGCAGGAAUUCUUGCUGUGCUCAAUUUAGUGCAAGGUAUCGGCAGUGCUCUGCUCUGUGCGGGUAUCAUUGAAGGCUUAUGCUGUGUGGAUGCCACCACCUUCCUCUACUUCAGCUUUUUUGCUCCACUCAUCUAUGUGGCAUUUCUGAAAAGUUUCUUCGGGUCUGAACCAAAGAUCCUCUUCUCCUACAAAUGCCAGGUGGAUGAACCUGAGGAUGUCGAUGUGCAUCUUCCCCAUGCUUAUGGGGUAACCAAAAAAGAAGGGCUAGAUUCUGGCUUCUACUCCAGCACUCAGAUUGACACCACGGCAUACCUGGACGAUGUUGCUUCCAUGCCGUACCAUGUGGGCAGCAUCAAUAGCAUUGAUAGUGAUCGAUGGAAAGCCAUUAACUCCUAAAGGCAGAUGUGGUUGAAAGAAUAACUUUCUCUUGCAUCCAUUGCUCCAUUCAGAUAAUCUUUUGGAACUCUAAUGUAUUUGUCUUCUCUUUCAUUGGACGUGUUUUUUUUUUAAAAAAAAAGACAUUUGAACUCUGUAUCGAACAUAAAAUUGGCAACUGUAGUCUUCCUGGAAGGACAAUACUCAUCUUUGUGAGACAACAUACAGAUCAGCUUCAUUUCAGACAUGCAUAAAUGCUGACUUUUCAUAUUCUUGGCAUUCCAAAUCUACAUGGUUAGACCGUUUGUCACCUUUUGUUCGUGAUAAAAUGCACAUUCUACCAGGAAUAUUGAUUGUUCCUUCGGAUAUACACCCACCCACAAACAGUUUGAAAUUAAGGUUGGAAUGCCUUGUUCGCAUUUUAUUUUAUUUUUAGGUUUGAUUUAGUUAUUAUUUAUAUUCCCAACAAGUUUCAAUUCCCAGCAGUAACCUUCACUGUGGAAUUGGAGGAUAAUAGCAUAGUUCCUACAUUUUGGGCAACUGGCCUAUGCUUGAAAUGGAGGUGAGAGAACUCUAGAAGCUUUUGAGCAUCUCAUAAUUCUUCCCAGGGAAGUAGGGAGUAUGUUGUAUUUUAAAAAGAACUUACAUCUAGAAGGACAGGGAAGGAAAGUAGUCAGCAAGGAAAGGUCUCUGGAACACAUUGCUGUGCUACUGAACUACUGUGAUUUAUUGACAUGCAGGCAUGUUUCAUACACUGUAUAAUUUUCAGAAUGAGAAUGUAGCCAAGUGAGUGUUAUGGAAUGAUGUACUGUAAGACCAACAGCACUUCUGUGCAAAUGGGAUUGAGUAGGGAGAAGAUGGCUUGGAUGGAAAUUCUAAAAUGAAAAGGGCAGAAGAGCAAAUAAAAAUAUUUUACGAGCCUGUUUUAGACAGCUUGCUAUUGAUGCUUGGGAUAGCAUCUAAAUAGAAUGCAAACCUGAAGUGACUAUGAGGUCUAGAUUAAAAACAAACUAUUUAUAAUAUUAGUUGUGGUCUGGGCCUCCUGGUUAAGACUAUAUUAUAAGGGUAGUGUUGGAUCUGGUUUUUCUGAAACCUUUGGUAACACUUGGCUGAUGAUUGCAUUAGUGAUGUUGAUAAUGCCUGAAUUUGGAAGACUUCUGAGGACUUUUCUGUGAGAUUAGUAAAGUAAAAGAAAUAUUAAUUUCUUUUAUUAUAAUCAAGAUGUUUCUGGAAAGAGAAUAAUCUAAUAUAGGAUUGGCUAUACUUUGAAGGCAAGAAGAAAAAUAGCAUAUCUAAAACGUUUUAAAAAGCUUGCAUUUUGUGCCCAUGCAUUAUGCCUAGCUUUUGUUGUUGUUAAUGUUCUUGCUGUAAGGUUAAGUGGAAAAUGCAUAAUUAUGGGCACCCUUAAUAGUGUGCGAACUGUGAGUAAAAUUAUUUGAAUAGAGACUGGCUAGGAGGCAAAUGUAGGCACAGCUAAUUGAAUUAAAAUUCCAUAAAAUAAGAGUGACAAACCAGAAUGUCUUUUUCCUGUUGUUACGAUGGCAUUAAUUCAGGAUCAUUUAUGUUACAAAUGGAUGAAUAAGGUUAGGAUUCCAGAAACUCACAGCAAUUUUCUUUGAAAUUACAGGAUUUGCUUUAAGGAAACCUCUUUAGAACUGAGGCACAGAAAGAAAAAUUAACAUUUUGUCUCCUGAAUGCAGAAAUGUUCUUCCCCUUUUCCAUUUGUGAUUUCUGCUUGCCAAGCCAACACCAAUGUACAUAAGACCUUGAUUUUAAGAGUGUCAAAAUGAUCUAAAUUCAGAAAAAGAAGACUCGUGCUUAAAACUGCUAUUUGGAUGUGUUGUUAAUGAAGAUUGGCAUUCUGAUAUGAUAGAGAACAAAAAUUUGUCUUUAAUUUUGCUGUUGGCCAGACAGCUGUUUCUAAGCAUCACAAUUUGGUACUGUAAUUUGACUUGCUGGUGUUAGCAGCAUUAUUGUCUUGUGGCAAGAAAUCUUACAUAAUUCGUAAUUGACACCUCAUUAAUCUUUAUGGUGUUAAUUGGAGUUAGGCUGGUGGAAACCUCUGUUUGGAAAUGAGAAUUUAUUGCAGCAUUAUGUGAGCCGGAUCAUACAAAACCUGUAUUCCCAGACAACUGGUCAGUUUUUAUUAAUUUCUCAAUUCCCUAGUUCUAUAGGAUAUCCCAAUCUCUUUCUCCUCCCCAGCCAGAAUGCCCCAAUAUCCUUACAUGGGCUAUUCUCAUUAGAGUAGAUUGGUGUUAUAAACCCACAGACCUGGAAGGAAUAAAGUUGGAGAAAGCUUCUGGCACGUUAAGGUGCAUUUGCAAAAUGAAAGGAUUCUUAAUAUGAAGAAGGAUAUCUUGGAUAAUGUGAAUCGGGGUGAGAUGACAUUUCAGAUACUUUUACUAACCAUGUUCCGCAUCAAAUAUCAGCCACUCACUCAACUAUGAUCACUUUUCCACUGUAGAAUCCUGUUGUUCAUCACCAUGAUGACUUGAUUGUUAAACACCUCUUUAUAUAUCUACCUUUGUCUUCUGCUGCUGAGGAGAAACUGCACUAAGGGAAAGAAAUGUCUUCUUCCAAGUAUACUGAUUUUAAAGUGUGUGUAGAUAAUUCCUUCCAUGUUCAGAGCGAAAUACCAUCCAUAAACGGACAAUGUUUGUGGAGGUGAAUGUAUUGCAUGUCCCAUGAAAUGUUGGAACAAACUUUAAAAAUAAAGCUAUGUAUAUUUUUGUCUGUAAAAUAAAUGAUCUUUGACUUAAAUGAAGACAUCUCCCCCACCAUAGAUGAUCUGCCUGCAUGUCCCCAUAUUUUUCUGCUAAUCCCCCCCUCCCCCCAAACUAAGGUAGCCUGCUAUCCUGUAAUGAAAUGCUUUUAUUUUAAGGGGAAAGGUCAUUGUUUAGUUUAUUUUUCCUCAAAUUUGGCUUACGUUUUAGAGUGGUAUUUUCAGAUUGUGAUCACACCUUUAGAUAGCGCUCAGUGUCACAUCAGCCUGGGUUUGAUAUCAUUUUAAAUUUUAUUAAAUGUCCUUGAAGAAGAACAAUCUUAAACCUUGUUAUUUAUUUAAAUAUAAAUUGAUAAAUUGAAGAAGGAAACAAUCACUAUAAUGUACUCCUCGACUUAUGACCCCAGUUGAGUCCAAAAUUUUCGUUGCUAAGCAAGACAGUUUUUAAGUGAGUUUUGCUGCAUUUUACAACUUUUCUUGUCACAGUUGUUAAGUGAAUCACCGCAGGUGUUAAGUUAGUAAUAUGGUUGUUAAGCGAAUUUGGCUUUCCCAUUGACUUUGCUUGUCAGAAGAUGGCAAAAGGGGAUCACAUGACCCUGGGACACUGCAACUGUCAUAAAUACAUGCCAGUUGCCUAGCAUCUGAAUUUUGGUCAUGUGACUGUGGGGAUUUUGCAAUAAUCAUGUGUCAAAAAUGGUCAUAAGUCACUUUUUUCAGUGCCAUUGUAACUUCGAACGUUAGUGGAGGACUAGCCAUAUUACUUUUGGGAUUCACAGGUGAAACUGAGAUCCAGUUUAGGUUGCUUAGCUAGAUACAAAGAAGUUAUGGUAAAACUAUUCUUUUUUCCCCAGUGCUUGCUUUGAGUAAGUCCUUCUAGCUCAAUAAAGUGAACUAUUUUUGAAA